CCAAAUCUCAACUGUGGGACUGCUGCAUUCAACAAAGAUGGAUUCCAGCGACGGCGAAGUCCACCUCGAAGAAGGAAAGAACAUCCAGAACAACCCCCUAAGCAUGUUCGAUCUCACACCCACCACCUCGACCUUCACCAAGUCAUCGCUUCCAUACUCCAAGAGCCCCCGGCAUGUGGGUGCGGUCGGCACGUUCCGGUAUCUGACUCCGAGCGACUUGAAGACCAGCAGCGGGAAAGCGCCGUACGACUUCGCCGUAAUCGCCCAUCGAUCCGUGCAGCAGUCGCCGAAGGGUUGUUGGUUUUGGCCGUUCAACACUGCAGAGCGCUUGGGGUUUCGACGGCUGUGCAUGGUGAGCAGUCCGUUGCUUGAAGACGGCGAAGACGAACAUCGGCGCAUCGUGGAAAAGCUGUGUGCGCAAGGUCUGUCCAUCGACAUCAUCGACGGCGGUCACUCAACAGGAGAAUUGACGUCCGACUUUUUCAUCCUCCUCAUUCGCGCAAGCGACGAGGUGGCUACGGCGUACGCCAAAAAGUUUCGCCGCAAGCUUUGGGUCGACCACGGGGGGGUGUGCGACAUGCCGCAGGACUUUAUGGACCACGCGGCGCGUCCCAUCACGCCAGCCGAGCGCAUCCAGAUCGUCGAGUACAUCGUGGACGUUCGCGCGGGGUUAAGCAAGGCGCGGGACCGGUGGAUCCACGACAUGUUUCCUGUGCACGACAACAAGAUGACGACGCAGCUCUUGACCAACUACGUCGCGGCGUUCCCUGGAACGUUGGAGCGUCGGAAUCGGCAGUUUAUCGACUCGAUUCGGCACAACUUUGGCGAAAAGGUGGCGUACUACUUUGCGUUCAUGCACUUUUACAACAAGGCGCUGCUGCCGCUCGCGCUUCUGGGCAUCGCCAUGCAGAUCCUGCACUCGGCCAUCUCCACGACCGCGUACAUGCGCGUGUUGCCGUUCUGGGGCGUCGGGGUCUCCGUGAUCUGGUCGUUUGUGUUCCUCAAAGCAUGGGACCGCGAGAACGCGACGAUGCAGUUUGCAUGGAACGCCAAGCUUCACGUCAAGCAGAUCGAGUACCCGAACCCGUCAUUCCAUGGCCAAGACGUGGAGAACCCGCUGACGGGCGAGAUGACCAAGAAGCAGACGCAGUCGUGGCGGCGCGGACCGAUCUACGUCCUAGGGGCAAUGUUCAUGCUGCUGCAGACCGCCAUCAUGCUCGUGCUCGUGGCGCUGUGGGUAAGCAUCUACGAGAUGCUCAAGGACAAGUACAAGGCGGGCGGGUUGUUUACCACUCAAUGGUUUGCGAUAUUGGCCGAAGGGAUCGUGUUUGGGCUAUUUGUGGACGUGAUCCAGUGGAACUUUGUCGUGACCAACAUGGCGCGGCUGUUCACGACGUGGGAAAACUACCCCACCGAGGAGCAGCAUGAACGCGCGCUCAUCCGAAAGCUAUUUCUCAUGGACUUUCUCAACUACUACACGUGGUUCUUUUCGCUUGCGUUCGUGUACGUUGUGCCGACCCUGGGCGAUGCGCUCACGAACGUGUUCAACACGGCGCUAUUCCACGACGCCCCCAACUGCUGCUUUGGCCCGUACCUGAAGGAAGUCGGCCCAUUUGCAUUCGAAUGCAGUCGAUGUCCUGGCGGUGACGCGUCCAAGCUAUGCACGCCUUGCACGGGCUGGUUUACGUUUGAUGUGCAUCAUGUCGACCUGAGCGCGAUGUUUGUGACGCCGAUUGUGGUCACGCAGUUGCUCAAUAUCGUAAUCAACACGGUCAUGCCGUUGCUCAGCAAAUGGCGCCAGGAACGGCUGCGCGCCGCCGCCGACGCCGACGCCCACCAGCGCGUGAUGGACGCCGGGUCCAUGAAAAUCCUCGGUAACCUCGACUACGACCAAACGUACGUACUACGUACAUGUGUGUGCAAGAGCGCGACGGUCUUUGGCAACAAGGACCAGUCUCGGUACCUCGAGUACACGCCCGCGGAGAUUGAAACGCUCAACCAGAAAGCCCGGGAAAUCCUCUUUGAAAGCGAACAAGCGCACUACGACCCGUACAAUGACUUUCACCAGUUGACCGUACAGUACGGCUUUACCGUCAUGUUCUCGAUCCUGUGGCCGCCCAUGCCCAUGGCAUGCAUGCUGAUCAACUUUCUCAAAGUGCGAACCGAUGGCUACCGCUUGUGUCGUACGCUCAAGCGCCCAUUUCCUCGAAAAGCCAACGGAAUUGGCGCGUGGCGCGAUAUCUUUGGCACGUUUGCGUACAUUGCCGUGGUCGUAAACGUACGUACUGUACAUAUUUAUAUUCUUUGUUUCUAUAUUGGAAAACCCAUGGUAGAUCUUACUCGUGUGCAUGUCCACGGGGAGCAUGGAGUUUUACAGCGACCUGUGCAUCAAGGAUUAUGCGUUCAAUUUGGACAAGGAAGGCAAGUCGCUCGUGGACUUUGUCAUGGGGCCAAACUUUUAUUGCCUCAACUUUACGCUGCGGCUCGUGGUGAUUAUCGUGCUGGAGCAUCUGCUGCUGGCCGUGGCGUACCUUGUGAUGGUCAAGAUUCCGGGGGUGCCGUCGCGGCUGCAGGCUAUCAUGGACGCCCGCGAACACAAGUUUAAGAAAAUGCUUGAAGCCAGCGAACCCCACUUGCCCCUGGACCUGGCCACGAGUCCGACAAUAGCGGAUAAUCUGCCAGUGCCACCCCCGACCAAGCAGCGGGCGUCGAUCACCAAGACAAAGUCCCCACCCAAGGACAAGACCCCCGACUCGCUCAAGCGCAAAGACUCAGACAAGGCGGCAUUGGCUCGGCAAUGGUCCGACUAGCCAGCCCGCUAAAUAUACCCGAAGCCGACUAUUAACGUGACUUGGGAUUAUAAACCACACAGUUAUCAACUGACUCGGUCGGGGGCAUGGACUAGUUGCCAAGCAGCUGAUGCGGCUAUGAUUAUAACGUUAUCGAUGAAAAAACUAGUUUGACACGAGAAGCGUUCAAAUUAAAUAGAGACCGCGUAAUGUGA
This is a messenger RNA of Aphanomyces astaci, 3004 nucleotides long. RefSeq lists its product as hypothetical. Gene Ontology annotation, molecular function: chloride channel activity. Gene Ontology annotation, biological process: chloride transmembrane transport. The transcript is spliced from 3 exons. Lineage: Eukaryota; Oomycota; Saprolegniomycetes; Saprolegniales; Verrucalvaceae. The coding region runs from base 38 to 2605 and encodes 855 amino acids. The record is from RefSeq and is a predicted model, not a curated record.